AGGCUUCUAGGAAAGAAUGCUUGUUUGCAGCGCCAUCAAAUAUUCUCAAUUUUUAACUAUGGUUUAAUUGAAGUGGUAGGAAAAACAUGAAAAUGAUCCUUGUUUUAAUAAUUUUUUGAAUAAUCUGACUACCGCUCGAGCGGUAAUGGCGGUAGUCUGGAUCCGCCACUGCCUAUGCUAUUUCAAAGAUUUCUCAACAGUAGCAUUCAUAUUAGAAAUUUUAAAAAGAAUUCAUGCGUCAGGUUAGUAUCUGGGUACGUCACCGAAAUCUAUACUUUUGUGCCAGAACUUACUUGAAAAAAAUACUAUUGCUGAGGAUAAUGUAAUCUAGUUGGGUGCCCCAAAGUUAAAGAAACCUUGUUUGAACGACAGGGGCGUUGCUAGCGACGGGUGUAAUCUACAAAGUCCGUAGUUUGUCGGUCAAAUUGUCUAUCAGUAGGUGAAAUAGCACCUAAAUUCUUCUCCAUCUUUGUCUUCGUCGGUAAAUUUGUCUAUUGAUGACCCUCAACCCUGCGAGGAUGGCUCAGUUGUUAGAGGCGCUGAUUACAGCCCAAGGGUCAGUGGUUCGAGUCCCUGGCAUGACCAAACUUUCACCAAGAGUUGGGAGAGUCGCCAGCUCUCUGUAAUUCCAGGCGUAGGAAUCACGAGGUGUGGUCACAUCGAGAGGAAGGACCAGGACACUGCUCGAUAAGCAUAGCUUCUCAGUGUCUUAAAAACUACCUGCGGAUGCUAGGUAGCAACAAAUACAAAUACAAACCCUCCGAGUCUGGGAGGUCAAGCGACGCUACUGUUGAACGAUAAUAAAUGUUGGUCUAUCCAAGGGUAUUGCCUUGCAAAUGUUUUAAAAUGCCCUGCUAACCAUUUGGGUAGCUUGGGGAAGAGAUUUCCCGACAAAACUGUCCUCUACAGUAGAUUCGGUUCUUUGUUGGCUUGUAUCUUUUUCAAAUCUGCAUGUUAAUUUCUCCACAGUCAUGAUUUCUCAAGCGCGCCGUUUUUUUAAAUAAACCUCGUUUUGAUUAUGUUGCCAAAUAUACAUAUCAUUGCAAAUGUACCAUGGAUGCUGGAAGGUUCCAAUGUGGAAGCUGCUGGUACAGCCCAUACGCCAGACUUUUGCGGUAUCUUGCACCUGUAGCAUUGACACUGAUAGCAAUUGAUAUUGGAGAGCAGGCCCUAAACAGAGCACUAGCAAGUUCCUUUGAUGCCGUUGAUACAUUGGCUAGCUUUGGAAUCUCAUAUGUCAUUAUCAAAUUGGCAACAGGUGCUUUGUCAGAAAUUAAAAUGGUCAGCAUCAUGCUGCUGCACAAUCACUCAGAUAGGAGAAGAAUAGGGCUAUGUGUCUUAAUUUCUGGCUUGUGUGUUGUACUGUUUGCACUCAUAGUUGCUUUUACAGACUUCGGAUUUUACCUAAUUGAUGAAGUGCACAGAGUACCCCCAAAUAUUGGACAGCUUGCAAAAGACACAAUCUUAUACCUAUCUGUAUUUCCAUUGGUUGAUGGUAUUGCAUGGCUUCACACUGGUGUUUUGCUUAGGUACAAAUACAGCUUAACAGUCGGUGGAGCAUCGGUUUUAGACAAUAUAGUCCAGGUUAUAACUGUUGUUGCACUUUUGCAAACAAGUCUCUCAAGGACAAAGCCAAUCCUGAUUCCUGUUCUGGCUACAUAUUUUGGCACACUUGCGAGACUCCUUGCCGUGACAAUUGCUUAUUACAAACAUGUUCAUCACCAGCUUGGUGAAUACACUACAGUGGACUCUCCAUCUAGAGUCGAGGAAAGAGGAAAUAGAUUACAGUUCAAAAAAAUUCUAUCAUUCUGGGCGCCACUAGCCUUAGUUCAAAUUUGCCAAAGAAUAAGUAGGCCUAUUGUGAACUUGUUUGUUGCCAGAGAUCGUUUAGGGGGAGUAACACGUGAAGAAGCAGUAAAGGCUUUGGCUGUUUUGUCCGUCUGCUAUCCAAUCGGUCAUCUACCGUAUGGUUGGUUGAACACUCUACGAUCUGUUGAACCAGCCUUUACAAAGAGAGAAAAUGAAGGAGAGAGACCUGUCACUGUGAAGCAUAUACGAAUCUUCCAGCUGUGCUGUUUUCUUCUGUCAAUAGCGCUUAUGGCAAUCUUGUUCUGGAUUCCUGGAGUAGCUUCUGCCAUACUAUACCAUGUUAGUGAUGUUGAUAAAGACAUUAUUCAGGACGCUGUUGUUGUUCUACACGUGUUUUCCUUUUUCUCUAUACCAGUGGCAAACAGAGCUGUAUUAACCGGGAAUUUCGUCGCAAAAUCCCAAACCAAUUAUCUGUAUCCAAGUAUUCCAGCAAGGGUCAUUGCCCUGAUUGCAAUGCUUUUUAUUUUGCCUAGAGUUGGUGUUCACCGAUCACUUAUGGGUGUUGCAGCGUUGAUUUCAGGAUUUCUCGCUGAAUCCUUAUGCAAUCUGAUAAUAACAGCCAUCGUCUAUUAUCGAUCAAGAUCGAGAGAACCUUGCCAAAUUCAAGUAGAAGACAAAGAAAUUCAAAAAGAAUCAGAACUUUGAUCAAUUGCAAACCAUGAGUGCGAUAUAUUCCAGAUGUUUGAUGCUGUCAGUAUUGAAAUGGUUUUAAGGUUUCAGGUAAUAGAUCUGCAGAAGGUAAGCAGAAUAAUUGGGACAUUGUUAUAGAUAAAAAGGGCAUUUGUUACGUUGCGACGUAACAUUUUAGUUCCUUAUCCUGUACCUCAUAACUAGAGCUUUAGCAAUAGCAGGAGGAUUCGUUAUCCGAAUGUUGAGCUUCCUGUCAUGCAAGGCAAUUUAUUCUUGUCAAAAAAUGUGGACUUGCGAAGAUAGUAUCCUAAAGAAAAGCCUUAAGAAAAGCUAAAAUGCUAAAAUGAGCUAGAAACUCACAGAAAUAUUUGGAGGUGAAACUUUUUGAAUAAUUUGAAAGUAUAAUAAACCGAAUUUAUAGGUUUUACUGUCAAAGUGAUCAGUCGCGGGUGAUUGCGGUAGCCAAGUUAAAAUAUAAGGCCUGAUAGAUACUAUAAGAUAAUAUAAGACAUUUUAGAUGUUUUAAUAUUAUUGAUACAAUCGAAAUUAAAAUGUAUAUUGUUGUCAAGAUUUUCAUAUUAGUUAGGAAAUUAAAGUAUAUUUGAAUGCUCGAAAUGUUUUAGAAUAUUUUUUAGGUUUAUAACAAUUUCAUGAGUAUCAAAAGAACGAAGCUGUUAUUUAUAAUUUUAUGAACUUGUAUGAUCUUCUGCUUGAUCAAGACUUUCAGAAUCACGUGAUUUGUUGUCAUUUUAACCCAGUCCCAAGUGAAUUGCAAUUUUUUGUUGAUACAGCUAGUUAUUUGUGUUUUCCCUGAUUUCCUACAGUAUAUUAAAGUUCAAGUUUCUCAUUUUUUACAAAAGCAGAUAGGUAAAGAUGAACUCAAAUUUCAUAUUUUCUCUAAAAGUGCAAUAAUUUUCAUACAUAACGUUUCGGAAUAGCUGUUAUCUGUCGUCAAAUUUAUAGACCUUUCUUUUUUUGGUUGGUUUUUAUUUCUGUUACUUUGUUUGCUCGUUUGAGGAUUUUUUUAUUUACUUCCAUCUUUAUCAACCAUGGAAAACACCUUUUAUUUCGUCAGCCAAUUUUAUGACUUAAUGAAGACAUAAUUAUCAGCAGCCUUGGUGAUAAAUUUAUUGCUAGAUGUUCUCCUCUUUGUGAAGUUAAUCUUGAAAUAAACCCAAGUAAUUGUGUUUGCUCUUCCAUACCACCUGAUAAUAUAUUUGUCUUUCAAUUAUUCAUUGAUAGUGGGUUGUCGAUUGAUGAUUGAAAUGAAUGAUACCAAUGUUUCGAUGAUUCUUGUUUAUUAUGAAUUCUUCCAUGAAGGCUACUCAAGUCAACGUUCACAAGUGAUGAUAAAACCUCUUCACAUUAUGAUCUAUAAUCAUUGUGAUCACCAGUCAAGAUCAUUUUUUGUGAUUAAUCAGAUUCAACCCCAAUGAUCAUCUGGCAUCACCCAUGAUCAUAAUGAAUCAUCAUGGUCAUUAUCACGAAUCGUUGAUCAAGUGAAUCGUUAUAUAGUAGGAAUCGGUUUCCUAAUUGCAUGGGAAACACCUCAAAUCUAUUUUAGCCCUGUAGCCAGACAAGCAUUUCUUUACAAUUCAUUUAAAUUCUUCUUCUUAGAUACUCACACCUGACCAUCUGUGUAAACAGAAGAACGUCAGACUUGCGAAUGUUCCUAAGCCAAUAAGGAUAUCACCCUUCUUUGUUUUCUUUGUACAAUCCCUGACAUCAUAGCUCCUUUGCUUCAUGUAUGGAGCCUACCGAAAGGCUAUUUACCAUGAACUUUCUAUUCAGUCUUCUUAAAUAAAAAAACUACAUCCUAAAUUUGUUUGACUCGAUUUUCUAGAUAGCCGAAAAAGUACCCUUUUUAAUUUUUUUGGAAAUAGUUACUUUUCUCGAAAUCAUACAAUAAUUUCGAGUUUUCUUUUGUGAGAGACACCGAAAAUGUUAAUUUCUUUACAUGCAUCAUCAAUAAAGUGUUAAAGUUUAUGGAUGAAAGUUUGAUAUAAAACAUCCAGACUGAAAAAAUUCUCCAUUCCCUAAUAUCCCACCUUUACGCUUUUUUGCUCAACAUAAGGCGCAAAAGAAGAACUGAAUUGAUUUCGAAGCCUGAAAGUUAGUCAGCGAAGCAGAUACCCUACUCAUCUAGUUUUGCUACAAUGUAUUUAAACAGUCAUAUGACGGUUUUAUCCCUUUUCCAUUAGCGAUUUUACGAAGGCAGCUUAAAUAUUGUCCGGGGGAACAAGAAGCCAGGUUGCCGAUCAGCGUUUUAACUUGGUUUACACAGGCCUUCUCUUUGUCAAUAAUGUACCUAGGAUUCUUCACAAGUAACGUUUGCCUAAUGAGGCAAAUUUCCACCCCCCACCCCCCUCUCGCUUGAAAAAUUAAGCAAUUUUCAUCUUUUUUCAACUUUUAUUUGCAUUUUUGUUAACUUUUUUCUCCCGUGUAGUUUUUCCCUCCCGUGUAAUCUUUUAAUUACUGUAUAGAGACUUUUUGGAAGUUUUGUAUUUGGUACUACCUAGUUUCCAGAGCUUAUUGAGAAACUGUACUUAUCAAGCAGUGUCCUGGUUCUUCCCUUCGAUUUGACCGCACCUCGUGUGUCCUAAACUGGUACGAAAAAGCUAUUUUGUACUUAAGGAGCCAAUCUAAAGGCACACAGAUUUCCAAUUGGUCAGAACAGACUUCGGCAAGAAAAGCGUGUUCUCAGGUUUUUUGUAUUUGCUCCGGUCCAUCUUUUAUAACCAAAUACAACCGUAGGAGGGUAGAAAAGUUGUUUUUUCAAUUUUUGAACGGAUAUACUUUUAUGACUUGCAUACUUUAGGAUCGCACAAAAUGCUUGGUGAAUGACGUGAUUUCACACAAUAAUAGAGGGUCACCAGCUCCCUUUCUUUGAUUGAGCUGUGUGAUGCACUAGCCCUAAUAAAAUUCUUUGGCACUAAGUAGGAAAGCCUAUUGAAGCUAUUUGGCUCCACAGUUUAUAUGUUUGUUAUUCCUCAAUAUUCCAAUUCUUUAAAAGAUGCUCUGGAAAAGACAAUAAAGUAGUAAUAGAUGUAGCAUAUUCAGCAUUGUGACUGCAUCAUAGAUUUGUUCGUAGAGAUCUUAGCAUAUAGAUCUUCAGCUCUGGGUUCAUUCAUUUUGCUACUCUUGGUGAAGACCCCACAAUCACAAAAUCCCAGGUGCAUGUAAAAGAGAAAGUAUACACGGAUUUUUAGAUGACCAUAUUCCAUAUUCUGACGUCACUAAAAACCUUCGUAAACUAUAGCUAGGCAUAACUCCAUUAUGUGUUAUCAAUAUGGGAAGAAUCAUACAUUUGAUCCAUUAUCUAGGGACCCUCCUGAAUUUUAUGUAUGAACCAAUUUUUGAAUUAGUUUCUUUAACGAUUGUGUAAACGGCGCU
Messenger RNA from Rhopilema esculentum, 5892 nucleotides. Its product is annotated as progressive ankylosis protein homolog. Lineage: Eukaryota; Metazoa; Cnidaria; Scyphozoa; Rhizostomeae; Rhizostomatidae. The record is from RefSeq and is a predicted model, not a curated record. Gene Ontology annotation, biological process: phosphate ion transmembrane transport. Gene Ontology annotation, cellular component: plasma membrane. Gene Ontology annotation, molecular function: phosphate transmembrane transporter activity.